Messenger RNA from Plutella xylostella (diamondback moth), 1013 nucleotides. RefSeq names its product NADH dehydrogenase [ubiquinone] iron-sulfur protein 3, mitochondrial. NCBI's taxonomy places the organism in Eukaryota, Metazoa, Arthropoda, Insecta, Lepidoptera, Plutellidae. The record is from RefSeq and is a predicted model, not a curated record. Gene Ontology annotation, molecular function: NADH dehydrogenase (ubiquinone) activity. Gene Ontology annotation, cellular component: respiratory chain complex I.
CUGAGUAAUUGUAAACAAAAUAAUAAUAAGUUGAAGUUGAAUUAAAAGUUCAUUAAAAGCAACUAGGUAGUAAAUCGAAAGAAAUUUAAAGAUAAUCUUCAACUAUUUCGCUAACAAAAUGUACAACAUUUUCUCAACUAGAAGAAGCGCAACUUUCAUCGCUACUUUCAUAAAACGACACAUCCAUCAACAGCAGCGGCUAUUGCAGAAAAAAACUCCAGAAAAGGAUCACGUCCAGGUGCCGUUAAGCCAAUUCUGCUUGGACCCAAUCAAAACAGGCGCCCGGACACUGAAGCCACACGAUAAUGCUAAAAGGCAGCAACUAUACGAAUUCGGUCUAUAUGUCGCCGCGUGCAUGCCAAAAUACGUUCAGAAGAUACAAAUGCAGCACACAGACGAGCUGGAGAUCCUAGUCGCUCCCGAGGGCCUGUUCCCCGUGCUGAGCUUCAUGUGCCACCACCAGAACGCUUGCUUCAAUACGUGUCCCUGUGUCACCGCCAUGGAUGUGCUCAGCCGUGAGUAUCGAUUCGAAGUUGUUUACAACAUCCUCAGCAUGCGAUUCUGUCGUUGGGCUCGCGUUAAAACGUAUACGGACGAAUUGACCCCUUUGCAUUCGGCUUACGAACUGUGGAACGGUGUGAAUUGGUAUGAACGGGAGGUGUACGACAUGUUUGGGGUGGUAUUCACGCAUCACCCGGACCUGCGCCGCAUACUCACUGAUUACGGGUUCGAAGGACAUCCUUUGAGGAAGGACUACCCGUUGAUUGGCUACACGGAGGUUCGUUUCGAUGAUGAGUUAAAAAAGAUAGUGUACGAGCCAGUGGAAUACGCUCAGCAGUACAGAUCUUUUAGUUUGGAUUCGCCGUGGACUUAUCAUUCGAAUUUCCAUGGAGGAUUUGAUGGGGAAAUGCCUAAGAAGAAAUGAUCACUACUGAUAAUAUAAACGCGUAUACUAUAACGUUUAUCAACAUGCAAUUAUUAUUGUUAGCUUUUAGAGAUAUCUGAUUAAUUUA